UUACAAGGAGGGUCUAGAAAGCCUCACAUAAUUGGUGUUCUUGGACUCGGUGGAGUUGGGAAGACACAGCUUGCCUUGAGAUACUUUCGCGAUGCAACGAGCCGCCAAGUUGAUCCCUACACAACGGCUUUCUGGCUGGAUGCUUCUUCAGAUACCGCCAUACAAGCAGAAAUUUCUAGAAGUAGGUAUUUAAUUGGCCCUCAAAACCGUCGCCUUGCCGUCCCCGAGACUGAGCAACCUGCCAGGGUUAUCUUGUCUCGGGUCAUGGAUACUUUAGAAGCUUGGACCAAACCAUACUUAUUGAUUUUCGAUAACGUUGAGUUCAGUGGCAUCCUAGAUUACGUUCCAAGGGCGGGUCCGGCGGCAAUCGUCAUAACUUCUCGAAUAUUACAACACGAUUCCAAUGUCCUUGACACCCAGGUUCUACUUCGUGACCUUCCCCUAGACACAGCAAUACCUCUUCUAUUACAUUUACUUGGGUUUAAUGACCCUCGGGACCAUAGAUACAAGAAUAGCAUUUCAGAGGCAAAGAACGUGGUUCAACGCCUUGGAGCAUUGCCUCUAACUAUUCAUGCGGUAGCAUCGUAUAUGAAGGCACAACACUUGACUGGGCAUAUGUCCCAGUUCCUACAGCAGUAUGAGCAAAAGAAGCUCUAUAUGCUCCGCAAAUCUUCUCAUUCAUGGGGCUAUGCUAGAAAAAACCAAGAUGUUUUUACCACCUGGGAACUGUCGCUCCAGGCCCUCAGAUCCGACGAGCUAAGCCGAGAGAGGAUGUCUCAUUUUCUCGCUGUAUGCUCUUUUCUCAGUCCCCGCCGUAUCUCAUGUGUGCUUUUCGAGCAACAUUAUCGGCGUCGCGUUUUAGAGAAGUGUAUAUGUUGUCCACUACACAAUUAUUGGAUGAGGAUGUUCCUUGAUGCUAAAGGCAAAUUUGAUAGAUCUCGCUUUCGCGAGGUUGUCGUCGAACUUGAGGCCAUUUCUCUUGUAGAGUCAUGUUCAGUGGACUCUUUCGGCUUUGUUUCUUUUUCCCUGCACCCUCUGGUAAGAGAUUGGGCUAUGGUGAGACCGGGCUGCUGCCAUGGGCAAAUACACUUUGCCGAAGCGCUCGCCUGCUUGGCCGCAACUUAUGAUACGUCUGGUUCUUUAGACAGUAUCUUGUAGCCCGCAUACCUUUUUGGCGGAGUCACCCAGCUGGUGGAAGGCACUAGCCCCGAGACACGGAGAAAGAUACAAAGAAUGACCCUCGAGCUGCGCGCUCAUCGUGAUAUUUGCUUGAAGAACCUUGGUGGAUAUAAUUGGGAUCCUGAGUACCUGGAAACCCUAGAGCCGAAUCUACGAAAGGAAAAGGACUGGCUACUACGUUCAAUCAAUACGCUAUGCCAUUAUUCCAUUGGAAAAGACGUGAACCUCGAGCAGAUUAAAGGAUUAUUCAUAUGGGUUGACGACA
This is a messenger RNA of Hypoxylon trugodes, 1444 nucleotides long. RefSeq lists its product as uncharacterized. Lineage: Eukaryota; Fungi; Ascomycota; Sordariomycetes; Xylariales; Hypoxylaceae. The transcript has 2 exons. Bases 265 to 1158 code for a protein of 297 amino acids. The record is from RefSeq and is a predicted model, not a curated record.